Messenger RNA from Larimichthys crocea (large yellow croaker), 1445 nucleotides. It is a transcript of the gene dynlt2b, whose product is annotated as dynein light chain Tctex-type 2B. The record is from RefSeq and is a predicted model, not a curated record. Gene Ontology annotation, cellular component: cytoplasmic dynein complex; cytoplasm. The transcript has 5 exons. Gene Ontology annotation, biological process: microtubule-based movement. NCBI's taxonomy places the organism in Eukaryota, Metazoa, Chordata, Actinopteri, Sciaenidae. Gene Ontology annotation, molecular function: dynein intermediate chain binding. The coding region runs from base 130 to 492 and encodes 120 amino acids.
GGAAACUAGGCUAAGACGUCGCUAUGGUAACGGACACAACUCGGCAGAGCUUGCGUUUUUAGCAGCCGCAGCCUUUUUAGUGUCGUCUGUCCUGUUGUAGCGAGUGAAAGCUUAUAUUAUUGACAUGCAAUGGAGGGGUCGGACACAUACCUCAUACGACCUAAUCACCAGCACAAGUUUAAGCCAGCUGUUGUGAAGGAGUGUAUUCGUGAAAUUGUGAGGGAGCGACUGUCUGGGAUGCGGUAUGACCCAGAAGAAGUCCCAGAGCUUUCCCGAUCACUUGCAGACUGCAUUAAGGACAAAGUGAAGAAUGCAGGGUUUGACAGAUAUAAGCUUGUCGUACAGGUGGUCAUUGGAGAACAACGAGGACAAGGAGUCAAGGUUUCUUCAAGGUGUUUGUGGGAUGCUGACACAGACAACUAUGCAGAAGAUGUUUUCAUGAAUGACAGCUUGUUUUGCGCGGUGGCAGUUUUCGGAAGCUAUUACUACUGAGGACAACAGGUUGGAUGAAUUCUUUCAGAUGAAAGGCAGUGAAUAUCCGAAUGAGACUGCUCAUCAGAAUUUCACGUCCACGGUGCAUUGAAUGAAUGUGUACAAUCUGUUUAUGCAAUUGCUACAUGUUGAGAUCAACACAGAUGACAUCCAGUGUAGAAGUGAUGGAUAUCCGUGCUGAUACUGUAGUCUUUUUUUAAAAUGGAUUUCGCCAGCAUUUCCUUAACUUGGCAAGAUCUUUUUAAAGGCCACUUUUAUGGCUAUUAUGAUUUACCUCAAAACAUGGCAAUUUUGAGUCCUGAUAUGCCAUGAAACAAUAGAAGUAUUAUUUGUUUGUUUUUUUUGUUUGUUGGAUUUUUUUUAAAGUUACACUAGGGGGCACUAAGCAGGUGGAAAAUCAAGGCAGCAAGUCUGUCAGGAUCAGAUGAUUCACCAGGAAGGGAUAUAGUUUUUACUGUAACAAGGGAGAGGCAGCAUGAUGAACCUGUAUUUUUGCUCUUAACAUUGAAAAUAAAUCAAUCUAAAUUAUAGACUUCUUGAAUACCUGAAAGGGGGCAUCAGUUGCCCUAGAUAGAUCAACCAUAGCAUCAGCCUUUCAACAUCCAGCAUUCACACCUGUUUCCUAACAUGCCACAAACACUUUGAUAACAGAAACCCUUAAGUUAUAAUCAUUUGUAAUACAUGUGCAUAGUUACAGUAGAUGUCAAACCAUAAACCAGUUGAAAUGAACUAUGCAGCUGCACCGGAAACUUUGAGUCCUUACAUGUCAUACAACAAGUCAUGGAGUAAACAGUAAAAGCAGCUGACUGUAUGAGUGUAAGUCUUGUGACUGCAGAAGAAGGCAGAAGUGACGUAGCUUAGCAUAACAGCAUUAAAAUGUCUGUUUCAAUAUCUUAUGUACAGUGUAUAUAUUAAUGUGACAUUAUAAAAUCAAUAAAUUAUUAUCCCUCUGA